AUGUCUGCGCCACACCCCACUGUUGACGGCCUUGCAGUACAGGACUUGACCAACCUGGAUGUCACCAAACUCACACCUCUAUCUCCGGAGGUUAUCUCACGUCAAGCUACUAUCAACGUUGGUACCAUUGGUCAUGUCGCUCACGGCAAGUCUACGGUUGUUCGAGGUCUAUCGGGAGUUAUGACUAUUCGAUUCAAACAGGAGAAGGAGCGUAAUAUCACCAUCAAGCUUGGAUACGCCAACGCUAAGAUAUACAAGUGCCAGAAUCCGGACUGUCCUAGCCCUGGUUGUUACACUUCCCAUGGGUCUGCCUAUCCUGAUCGCUACACUGAUGAGCACGGUGAAUGGGUGGUCGUCCGUCACGUAUCUUUCGUCGAUUGCCCUGGUCAUGAUAUCCUCAUGGCUACCAUGCUCAAUGGCGCUGCAGUCAUGGACGCCGCUAUGCUACUUAUUGCUGCCAACGAGAAGUGCCCUCAACCACAGACCUCGGAGCAUCUGGCUGCGGUCGAGAUCAUGCGACUGCGACACUUGAUCAUACUGCAAAACAAGGUGGAAUUGGUUACCGAGGCUGAGGCUCAGCAGCAAUACGCGGAUAUCCGGAACUUCGUCAAGGGAACUGUGGCCGACUCUGCGCCAGUCGUACCGAUUUCAGCCGUGCUUCGUUACAACUUGGACGUUGUAGCCGAGUAUCUUUGCACCCAAAUUCCUGUUCCCGUUCGCGAUUUCACUUCCUCUCCCCAAAUGAUCAUUAUUCGAUCGUUCGACGUUAACAAGCCUGGAACUCAUGGGAGCGUUGCUGGUGGCAGUAUCCUCAACGGCGUUCUCAAGUAA
Perkinsus marinus ATCC 50983 is the source of this 831-nucleotide messenger RNA. Its product is annotated as translation initiation factor eIF-2, putative. The transcript has 8 exons. Gene Ontology annotation, molecular function: GTP binding; GTPase activity; translation initiation factor activity. Gene Ontology annotation, cellular component: cytosol; eukaryotic translation initiation factor 2 complex. NCBI's taxonomy places the organism in Eukaryota, Perkinsozoa, Perkinsida, Perkinsidae. The record is from RefSeq and is a predicted model, not a curated record. Bases 1 to 831 code for a protein of 276 amino acids. Gene Ontology annotation, biological process: positive regulation of translational fidelity; formation of translation preinitiation complex.